AUGUCUUCCAACAAGAGAAGGUUCAUGAAAGCCCUAUUCAAAUCAAAAGGAAGCUGCGGGUGUAGCAAACCGAAAUCAUCUGAAGUACAAGAACCCACCCUAAAACCAAGAAUCUCCAUUUACCAAAACACAAACCCUAGCAGCAGCCUCAAUUCAUCCACCACUUCCGGCGACCGCAACGGCGACGACGAAGACGAAGUCUUCACCUCCACCACCAUCUCCGAACCCGACACAAACCUAAACCACUACAAGAGCAAUAUCAUGAGCGCGAAACUGGUGGACAGCAUCGCCGUGGAGAAGGAAUCGAAGGACCCACAUAAGGAUUUUCGUGAUUCCAUGCUCCAAAUGAUCUUGGAGAGAGAGAUCUACACCGAAACCGAUCUUCAGGAGCUUCUCGAGUGCUUCCUUCAGCUCAACGCCACGUGUCACCACCAAGUCAUCGUCGACGCCUUCGUGGAGAUCUGCGAAGAAGCGUUUCCGAGGAAGAAUACGAGUCCUGAAGCGCGUCGCAGGAACCAGAUCAUGCGAAAGAGUCGGUGAACGUGUGUAGGCCACGUGAAGGCAUUGAAUUCUCACGUGCAUGGAAACGUCACGGUUUCAAACUCAUCUCUUCAUUUAUUCAUUUAUCUAACUGUUACGUUAGUGGGGUUGGAACUAGGAAGGAGUUGGAUUAGUUCAAAAUUUAUUGAGUUUUGAGGAAUUUGAGAUUUGAAAUUUGGCUGUGGAACCGAAAGAGGAAAAAUCAAGUAUGAGUAUCCCUGGAGUGAGGAAAAAUCUGUUUCGAAUGAAUAACUUUGAUCUAUUUUAGUGUAAAGCUCCCGUUCAAUUAUGUAAUGCCCUUUCAAUUGAUGACUUUACAACUUACAGUAUAGGUAUAUUAUUCAACUCAUUAAAUGAUAUAACAGUAUAAUUUUUCAUCGUUUGCAAAUAUAUUGAUUAUUUAGUAGAAUUUAAUUUGUGCAAGAUAAUUGGUUAUAUUAAUUCUUCA
Molecule: messenger RNA, 988 nt
Organism: Cajanus cajan (pigeon pea)
Lineage: Eukaryota; Viridiplantae; Streptophyta; Magnoliopsida; Fabales; Fabaceae
Product: transcription repressor OFP6
Biological process (GO): negative regulation of DNA-templated transcription
Source: RefSeq, a predicted model, not a curated record